UCGCGUCUUCGCAGGUUAGGGUUUCUCGCCGACUUGCGAUAAGAGAAGCUCACAGUAGCCUUCACUGUCCCCGUCGCCUCCUCUAGCAAAUUCGCCGCAACCAUGAUCAUUCCCGAGAAUAACAGGCGCGAGAUCUCCAAAUACCUCUUCAAAGAGGGUGUAUUGUAUGCCAAGAAGGAUUUCAAUUUGGAGAAGCAUCCAUUGAUCGAGAGCGUUCCGAAUCUUCAGGUGAUUAAGCUGAUGCAGAGUUUCAAAUCCAAGGAGUAUGUGCGUGAGACUUUCGCUUGGAUGCACUACUACUGGUACCUCACCAACGAAGGCAUUACCUUCCUCAGGACUUACCUCAAUCUCCCUUCUGAGAUCGUUCCUGCCACAUUGAAGAAGCAGCAGAAACCUGCCGGCAGGCCCAUGGGUGGACCCCCUGGUGACCGUCCUCGAGGCCCGCCUCGUUUUGAGGGCGAGAGAAGAUUCGGUGACAGGGAUGGGUACCGUGGAGGUCCGAGGUCUGGUGGAGAUUUUGGUGACAAGGGUGGAGCUCCUGCUGACUACCAACCUUCUUUCAGGGGACCGGGAGCUAGGCCAGGAUUUGGCCGUGGAGCUGGUGGCUAUGGUGCUGGUUCGGCCGCAGGAUCUGGUCUUCCUUGAAGAUAGAAGAAUACCCUCUUUUUUUUUUGUCUCAAGUUAGUUAAUAUACUCUUCAUUGAGAACAAUGUGUUUUGAACUUUAGUUUAUUAAUUGCAGCUUUGUGGCAGUUCAAUUCUCAUCUUCACUUGAUCUCUCCGAAUUCAUAAAGGUUGUCAUUUCUUCAA
This is a messenger RNA of Tarenaya hassleriana, 809 nucleotides long. Its product is annotated as 40S ribosomal protein S10-2. The transcript has 5 exons. Lineage: Eukaryota; Viridiplantae; Streptophyta; Magnoliopsida; Brassicales; Cleomaceae. Gene Ontology annotation, cellular component: cytosolic small ribosomal subunit. The coding region runs from base 103 to 645 and encodes 180 amino acids. The record is from RefSeq and is a predicted model, not a curated record. Gene Ontology annotation, molecular function: RNA binding; structural constituent of ribosome.